This is a messenger RNA of Uloborus diversus, 796 nucleotides long. RefSeq names its product protein big brother-like. Gene Ontology annotation, cellular component: nucleus; core-binding factor complex. The coding region runs from base 72 to 686 and encodes 204 amino acids. Lineage: Eukaryota; Metazoa; Arthropoda; Arachnida; Araneae; Uloboridae. The record is from RefSeq and is a predicted model, not a curated record. Gene Ontology annotation, biological process: regulation of transcription by RNA polymerase II. Gene Ontology annotation, molecular function: sequence-specific DNA binding; transcription coactivator activity. The transcript has 6 exons.
CAGAGCCGAAAGUGGCAUUUAUUCCUCCGGAGUAAAGGGGACCUCGCCGGGAUUUGUAGGGUGCCUCUCGGAUGCAUUCCGAGAUGUUGCCCCUAGAGAAAACGAGUGAUUAUGAAUCCGUGCCUCGACUUCUACUGAAGAUGCCGAGAGUUGUCGUGGAUCAAAAGGCCAAGUUCGAAUCCGAUGAACUUUUCAGGAAGUUGAGCAGGGAAAGUGAGGUACGAUACACUGGACACAGAGACAGACCUUUAGAGGAAAGGCGCAUGAAAUUCAAGGCUGCCUGUAAAGAAGGCUACACAGAAAUAGCAUUUGUCAAUACGGGAACAAAUUUUCAACUGUUGUUUGGCCCAUGUAGCAGCAGCUGCAGAGAUCGCUGCGAAUUUGACACAGACAAAGGCAAGGUAUUUUUAAAAAGUAGCUUUAUCAUGAACGGUGUUUGCGUAAGGUGGUGUGGUUCUUUAGAUCUGGAACGGCUGGAUGGAAUAGGCUGCUUGGAAUUCGACGAGGAAUUCGCACAAAAAGAAGAUGUCCGUCUUCAACAACAAAUUGAAACAUAUAACAAAAGAAUUCGAGAUUUUGAGAGCAAACACAGGGCGUUUCGGCCACCUCGGUUUCAUCGUCCAAGGAACGAGGUUCCAGCAAUAGAAGAAAUGAGCCCAAGGAGUUCUGGAUCGGCUAGCAAUUGACAGUGAGAGAAUUAUCUAAAAGUUAUAUACGUAAAAUAUGCACACAACUAUAUUUAUGUAAAUAAAAAUAAUUAAUUGUUUCAUAUAUCUAAAGGAAUAAAAAUAUUUAU